AUGGUUAAAGACGUUGUUGUUGUUGGAAGUGGUGUCGCUGGCCUCACGUGUGCGUACCAGCUUGCCUCCAAAGGUUACAAAGUGACGGUUGUUGCUAAACACCUCCCUUCUACCUCUAUUACCGACUCUCAGUAUACAUCUCCAUGGGCUGGAGCUCAUUUCAGACCAGCUCCCUCCAAGACGCCAGAGGAUUACAGAGACUCUAAGCUGACCAGGGCUACAUACAAGGCGUUCAAGAAGCUCGCUGCUGAGUUUCCAGAGAGUUCUAUUCAGUUCAUGCCGGGAACAGACUACAUCGAGAAGUCCGACCCGGCCUAUUUGAACCUUGCCCCGGGCUAUUAUGAGGACUUGGAAAACUUUAAGGUGAUUCCAACGCACCAAUUGCCCAAGAACGUCAAGUUCGGUGCCAAGUACACCGCUUGGAGCUUGAAUGCUCCAAUGUAUCUGCAAUUUCUAGAGAGAAGACUGGAGAUGUUCUUCGGCGUGAAAUUUGUCCAGGAAAGCCUUGGCUCGUUGGAGCAAGUGGCAAAGAUGUUCCCAGGGAACAUUAUUAUCAAUUGUUCUGGCCGUGGACUGCAGUACCGUGGUGGCUACGACCCAACCACGUUCCCUAUCAGGGGCCAAACCCUGUUGGUGAAAGCUCCCGAGAACUGUCCUUACCGCAAGGAAACCAUCACGUACCAGCUGGCAGAUGGCAGGUUCCGGUUUGUGAUUCCACGUCCAUUGGACGGCGGAGUGAUUCUGGGUGGAACAAAACAGCCUGGUGACCUCAGCUCCAGCGUGAGCGAAGAAGACACAGCCAGUCUUAUUGCUGACGGUAAGAAGCGGUUUCCAGAGCUGCUGAUUGACGGAGAGUUCCAGGUCAAGCGGGUGAACGUUGGCUUCAGACCGGCCAGAAAAGCAGGCGUCAGAAUCGAGAGAGAGAUUGUUGACGGAACAGAAAUCGUCCACUGCUAUGGUUUUGGCGGUUCCGGCUUCGAGAUGAGCUGGGGAGCAGCAGAGAAGGUUGUCCAGCUUGUGACUGGCUCCAAAAGUAAACUAUAA
Molecule: messenger RNA, 1044 nt
Organism: Ogataea philodendri
Lineage: Eukaryota; Fungi; Ascomycota; Pichiomycetes; Pichiales; Pichiaceae
Exons: 1
Coding region: 1-1044 (347 amino acids)
Molecular function (GO): FAD binding; D-amino-acid oxidase activity
Source: RefSeq, a predicted model, not a curated record